This is a messenger RNA of Erigeron canadensis, 1250 nucleotides long. Its product is annotated as protein IQ-DOMAIN 19-like. The record is from RefSeq and is a predicted model, not a curated record. The coding region runs from base 12 to 1079 and encodes 355 amino acids. The transcript has 2 exons. Gene Ontology annotation, molecular function: protein binding. NCBI's taxonomy places the organism in Eukaryota, Viridiplantae, Streptophyta, Magnoliopsida, Asterales, Asteraceae.
UCUAGCUAGAAAUGGGAAAGACAAGCAAAUGGUUCAAAACUUUGUUGACCGGAAAGAAAGACAAGACCAAUAAUAAUCAUUCACCAAUCCAUACCAAAGAAAACACACCAUCACCCAUUACCACCCAACCCACAACUCCUAAAGAGAAGCGUAGAUGGAGUUUCCGGCGAUCAUCCACCACCGCAACGGCCACGACCCCUCGUAGCUCGAAUGACGUCACAUCCACUCCACCACCUUCUUUGCAACCCGAGAAUUUUGUAUGGAACAACCAUAAUGCUAGUGCAAUUUUGGCACCGCAAGAAAAUGUGGCUGCCACAUUGAUACAAGCGGUUUUUCGUUCUUACUUAGCUAGAAAAGCGCUAUCCGCUUUAAAAGGGCUAGUGAAGUUGCAAGCAUUAGUUAGGGGUCACUUGGUGCGAAAGCAAGCUGCUGAGACUCUUCGGUGCAUGCAUGCUCUAGUGACGGCUCAAGCUAGAGCACGUGCUCACCGAAGAAGAACACAUGAUCAUACAAUUCAUCAUGGUGUAAAUAAUCAAGAAUAUUUGGAAGAAAACAUCAAAAUUGUGGAAAUGGAUAUUGGUCAUACAAGGCCAUCUCAUUUUGUUUCGCCAAAAGCUUCAGAAAUGGAGCAUUUUGACGAUUAUACCCAAAAUGUAGCGUUAUACUACUCGAAACCUAGUAAUUCCAGACCACAGUCUGUAGCUGAUUAUACUGAAACACCUCAAGAAUUUGAGGUGUAUCCAAGUUACAUGGCCAACACCCAGUCCUCAAGGGCAAAAGUCAGAUCUCACAGCGCUCCUAAGCAACGCCCUGUGGAUCAGACUUGGGCCCCUGAGAGGCGGUCUACAAGUAGUAUCAAACGAAGACCUUCAAUCGAAGGAAGGAACAUGCCACGAGCCAUAAGGAUGCAACGUUCAUCUUCUCAUGUUGGAUCGGGUGGUCAACCAAAUCACUACCCAUGGUCAAUUAAGCUUGACAAGUCAAUGGUGUCUCUUAUCGAGAGUGAAUGUGGAUCCACGAGUACUAUCCUAACCAAUAAUGGUUAUUACAGCAAAUCUGUUGUUGGAUAUGGAUAUUGAACGAAUCAUUAGCUGUUGAUUACUCAAGUGUACGUAAUCAUUGGGUUAAUUAGUAGAUAAGUGUGAUAAGUUUUUGUCUAGUUACUUAUGAAAAUAAAAAAAGGUGAGCGUCAAUUCGAUUUGUAAUGUUGAUUUGGUCAAUUGUAAUAAUUAUUGUUAUUAUAUCUAAAA